GCCAGCUGCGGGGCGCGGGAGGCGGCGGCGGCACCGGGGCCACACCGGGCCCGAACCGGGGCCGGGCCCGAACCGGGGCCUCUCGCGGCCGGGCCGGGCCGAGCCAGCGCCGCUACUGGGCCGGGGGGCGGCCCCGGCACCUGCAGGUACCGUGAGACCACCGGGGGGCGCGGCCGCGGUGGCUGCAGGGGCUCCGCUGCCGCUGCACCGGGCUCGGGGCCUGCACCUGAGCCGAGCCCCCCGUGAGGGCACGGGUGGGGGGGGACGGCCGGGGAGUCCCCGCGGUGAGGGGCGCAGCGCGGCCCGGCCCCACCGGGAGCUGCCGGUGGUCUCUCGGUUAGCCCCGGUAAAGGCCCGGUAACGGCGCGGUAAGCCCCGUCCGCAGGCGGCGAUGGCGGGACGCGGCUCCGUGCACAGCCUGAGCAGCCUGCAGAAAACCGCCCUGCUCCUGGGCGUCCCGGCCGCGGCCACCGUGCUCUACAUCCUGUACCGGCGCUACCGGGAGAGCCGAGAGGCACAGGUGACGCUGGUGGCAGACGAGGGGCUGGAGGUGGGGCUCAGGGUGCCCCGCACGGCCCUGAAAGCGCUGAUCGGCCGCCGGGGAGCCACCAUCAACCAGCUGAGGCAGGAGACGGGAGCCCAGAUCGAAGUGGAGGAGGAGGAGGAGGAGGAGGAAGGGGGGCAGUCCCUGGUGCAGAUCUCGGGCUCGCCGGGCCAGGUGUGCCGGGCCAGGGCGGCCGUGCUGCGCAUCGUGGCCGACAGCGCGCCCGUGGCCGAGCAGCUGCGCGUGCCCCAGCGGGCCGUGGGCAGGAUCAUCAGCCGCGGCGGGGAGACGGUCCGGGCCAUCUGCCGGAGCUCGGGGGCUCGCGUGGAGUGCGGCCACGAGCCCGACGCCAGCCUGGCCCCGCUGCGCAUCAUCCGCCUGCUGGGGACGCGCAAAGAGGUGGAGGCGGCCAAGAAGCUGAUCAUGGAGAAGCUGUCGGAGGACAAAGCGUUCCGCCGGGAGCUGGCGCAGGCGGCGGCCGCGCGGUGCCCGCGGAAGCAGCCCCUGGGCAGCCGCCGGGAGCCGCCGGCACCGCCCGCCGCUCCUCCCGGGAGCCCCGGCGGUUGGCAGGAGUGCUGGGAUGUGGAUUGGGCACCGGCGGCCGGCACGGAAACAGCGGCGGGGAGCGAGGGGACGGAGACGGGCGCGGAGCCCGGGGAUGGCAGCGAGGAGCCGCCCGUGGCCAAGUUCGAGGUGCCCAGCCCGGAUUUCAGCUUCCCUGCUGACGAGCACCUGGACGUUUACGUGUCGGCGGCCGAGAGCCCCGGGCACUUCUGGAUCCAACUGCUGGGCACUCGCAGCCUGCAGCUGGACAAACUGACAGCUGAGAUGGGCCACUUCUACCAGAGCAGCCCCCCCGUGCCACCCCCGUCCGUCCAUGCCGGGGCCAUCGUGGCCGCUCCGUACCUGGACGAUGGCGAGUGGUACCGGGCGCGUGUCCUGGGGACGCUGGACAACGGCCACCUGGACCUGUACUACGUGGACUUUGGGGACAACGGCCAGGCCCCCCUCGAGGCUCUGCGGGCCCUCAGGAGCGACUUCCUGAGCCUGCCCUUCCAGGCCAUCGAGUGCAGCCUGGCCGGGAUUGUCCCCAACGGUGGCACGUGGCCCGAGGCGGCCGUGCAGGAGUUCGAGCGGCUCACGGGCUGCGCUCAGUGGUGCCCGUUGGUGGCGCGGAUCUGCAGCUACGGCCCUGCCAGGACCUGCCCGCGGCCCCGCCUGCGCCUCUUCGCACAGCGGCACGGCCAGAGCCUGGACGUUGGAGCGGAGCUGGUGCGUUUGGGCUACGCCGUGCCCGGGCCCCCGGAGGAGCCCCCGGACAAUCUCGGCUGCGCCUCCAUCCCGAGCCCGCCGGAGCCCGGUGACAGCCCCGGGACCCCGUCCUGCCUCAGCCUGCCCGGUGAGCCCGGGCCGUCCCGGUGACACCGUGCCGGUGACACUUCCCGGUGUGUCCCUGCCCCGGGAAUGGUGUCGGGACCCCCGUGCCCGGUGCCACCGGGAGCCGCUCCCGGUGCCACCCUUGA
Messenger RNA from Pyrgilauda ruficollis (rufous-necked snowfinch), 2067 nucleotides. It is a transcript of the gene TDRKH, whose product is annotated as tudor and KH domain containing. The transcript has 11 exons. Gene Ontology annotation, molecular function: RNA binding. The record is from RefSeq and is a predicted model, not a curated record. Bases 392 to 1966 code for a protein of 524 amino acids. Gene Ontology annotation, biological process: spermatogenesis. NCBI's taxonomy places the organism in Eukaryota, Metazoa, Chordata, Aves, Passeriformes, Passeridae.